This is a messenger RNA of Dicrocoelium dendriticum, 1101 nucleotides long. NCBI's taxonomy places the organism in Eukaryota, Metazoa, Platyhelminthes, Trematoda, Plagiorchiida, Dicrocoeliidae. The record is from the annotation of a GenBank genome assembly.
AUGAGUUAUCCUGAUGACACGCGUGAUCAGUUCUACACUGAGCUAUCCUCCGUGAUACGGUCUGUGCCGAGGAGCGACCGACUAUUUCUGCUGGGUGAUUUCAACGCGCGCGUUGGGCGUGAUGCAUCAGCGUGGACAGAUGUUAUCGGUUCGCAUGGCAUUGGUUCAGCGAAUGCGAACGGUGACAGGCUGCUCUCACUGUGUGUCACUCACGGCAUGACGAUCACGAACACUCGGUUUGCACUGCGUGCGAGUGAUAUAGCAACUUGGAAGCACCCACGACGUGGUCACGCUCACCUGCUCGACUAUGUCAUCGUACGACAGCGUGAUAUGCGUGAAGUGCGCAUGACACGUGUACUGCGUGGAGCUGAGUGUGGCACUGAUCACAAAUUGGUUCGGACCAAACUGUACAUAUAUUUUCGUAAAUCUGUGUAUUUCACUCCCGCCGUGAAUCGGCCUAAAUUUAACAUUCUCUCCCUCGGUACUGUGGCGAAACGUACUGAGCUGGAGAAGGCGAUGGCUGCACGCCUGUGUGGUGAUGUGGACUGCAUAGCUACAGUGGGCGACCUGUUGCACCACAUUCGCGACCAGGUGACAGCUGCUGCCGAGGAGACCAUUGGGCGCGCAAAAUGUAAACGGCGUGAUUGGUUUGAUGACAACAAUGCGACGAUCGGCGCAUUGGUGUCGGAGAAGAAUGCAGCAUUUGCUGCACAUGUGGCAGACCCCAGUGACUUGGGGAAGAAGAGUCAGUUUCGCAAACUUCGACGGCGACUGACCCGAGAGCUCCGUCGCAUUAAAAAUGCACAGUGGACGGAGAAGACGAAGCAGAUGGAAUGCUACGCCGAACGCCGCCAACACAAGGAAUUCUUUGACUCCUUGAAGGCGGUGUAUGGACCGAGAUUGGAGCCGCUGAGGACACUGAUCGAUGGUAGUUCAGGCGCUACCUGCAUCCAGACUGCAGACAUAAUGCAGGUCUGGCGGAAACACUUUGAAUGUCUCUUGAACGAACGUUCAGAGAUCGACUGGCCUACAUUGAACUGCCUGAAGCAGCACGACGUGAAGGCGGAUCUGGCGGAUACGCCGACACUGGAUGAGACGUAG